AGCUCAAACGAGUCGCGACCGUUUUCCCUUCCGCUCGCUCCAGCGCCGCCGCGCCGCCGCCCCGUCUUCCCAUCUCCGCCGCCGCCGCCGCCGCCGCCGCUCAUUGCAGCCGGAGGAUCCCCUCCGCCAUGUCCGGCCUCGAGCGAGCCGAACCGUACGGCGUCCUCCUGUACUACAAGUACGCCUCCGUCGCCGACCUCGACGAGCUCGUCUCGUUCUACGAGCGGAACUGCAGCUCGCUCGGUCUGCUCGGCCGGGUCCGGCUCGCUCCCCACGGCGUCAACGUCACGGUUGGAGGCAAGUUGUCGGCGCUGGAGGGGCACAUCAAUGCAGUUAAGUCAAACGCUUUGUUUGAAGGGACGGACUUUAAGCUAGCUUCUUGCGAUCAGCCUAUGAAUGACCAGGUUGCAAAGGAGUGCGGUUUCACCUCCCUCUCUAUUCGCGUUGUUGAGGAAUUGGUAACGUUCAGUUCUCACCCCCUUGUGAGAUCACCUGACAUCUCCUUCGCUGGAAGGCACCUAUCUGCACUGGAAUUCCAUUCUGUCCUGCAAAGUGCUGGUAAGCUUCUCGAUGAGGGUAGUCCUGCAAGCAGUGAAAGGCUUGUCUUGUUGGAUGCAAGGAAUUUAUAUGAGACGAGGAUUGGGAAGUUCCACACACCAGGUGUGGAAACUUUGGAUCCACAAAUCAGACAAUACAGUGAGCUGCAUGACUGGAUAGAUGAUAACUCCGAACGUUUGCAAGGAAAACGCAUCCUCAUGUACUGCACAGGGGGUAUUAGAUGUGAGAUGGCGUCAGCAUACAUCAAGGGAAAAGGCUCUGGGUUUGAGAACGUGUAUCAGUUAUAUGGUGGGAUACAGCGGUAUCUGGAACAAUUCCCUGAUGGUGGAUUCUUUAAAGGGAAGAAUUUCGUCUUUGAUCAUCGGAUCUCUGUUGGGAGCUGCAAUGCAAACGUCAUCAGUACAUGCCUCCUUUGCAGCUGUCCAUUUGAUGAUUACUCUUCCCGUUGUCGUUGUGCUUCUUGUAGGAUGCUUGUUUUGGUCUGUGAUAGUUGCCGGCAGGUGGCAGGUUCCAUUUACACGUGUGAGCUUUGCCAAAAACACGGUAAACAUGGUCUUUCAACUACAGCAACCGAAAAUUGCAAGUCGGAAGCGCUGCCACAAGAGAUUAAAUUGAGCACUCUUUCAUCAGAGAGACAAGGUUUUGGCGCUUCUAGAAAGCUCAGGAUAUUGUGUCUGCACGGGUUCCGUCAGAAUGCCUCCAGCUUUAAAGGGCGAACUGCUUCCUUAGCAAAGAAACUUAGGAGCAUUGCGGAAUUCGUCUUUGUGGAUGCGCCACAUGAGUUGUGCUUUAUUUUCCAACCUUCUGUUGUUGAGGGACAUUCAGAGUCAUCAACAGAACACGGAGGUCCUCCUCCAAAAGAAAAGUGCAAUAAGAAGUUUGCAUGGUUAGUGCCGCCUGAUUUCACUGCAGGAAGCGAAGCAAAUUGGAAAGAAGCAGAUGGUCCUUUUGAUCCUCUUCAGUACCAGCAGCAGACAAAUGGGUUUGAUUCAUCAUUAGCAUAUUUGAAGUCCAUGUAUCUGCGGGAGGGUCCAUUUGAUGGGAUCUUGGGGUUUUCCCAGGGAGCAGCAAUGGCUGCUUUAGUGUGUGCACGCAAAGACGAGUUGAAAGGUGAAAUCGACUUUAGAUUCACCAUUUUGUGCUCUGGGUUCGCUCUCAAUCUAGCAGUAUUUGAGCAUGGAUCUAUAAAUUGCCCUUCACUUCAUAUUUUUGGAAGGGAUUAUGGGAGAGAUAGGCAGAUACCUAACAAGGCAAGUGCGGACCUUGCGGAGUAUUUUGAAAAUGGAAGUCGUGUGGUUAUUCAACAUGACAGUGGUCAUAUAAUUCCGACGAGGUCUCCAUAUAUUGACGAGAUCAAGAACUUCUUGCAACGAUUUCUCUAGAGGAAGUUCGAGGCGAGACAUCCAUCAUUUGGUUCUUGUUGACUUCUCAAAUCCCCACUACAUACUGUCUGUGCAAUUUUAUUGGCAGCGCCCCAAAGUAGUGCAAUUUUCACAAAUUAUUGCCUGCUAUAAUGGGCUGUUUGACUUUGUUCCCAUGGUAUGUAUCUCUUCUCACGUUUCAUCACUUUUAUAUUACUGAAAGCUACACUCCAUCAGUGAUUCUACAGAAUCCGAUGCCCUUGGGACUCGAAUCAUUAUAACGUGGAGAUUGGAUGCUUGAAUUUA
Eucalyptus grandis is the source of this 2225-nucleotide messenger RNA. RefSeq names its product rhodanese-like domain-containing protein 6. NCBI's taxonomy places the organism in Eukaryota, Viridiplantae, Streptophyta, Magnoliopsida, Myrtales, Myrtaceae. Bases 129 to 1940 code for a protein of 603 amino acids. The transcript has 9 exons. The record is from RefSeq and is a predicted model, not a curated record.